AAAGUUCGGAGGGAGUGGCUAGGAAUGUCCCCGGAAGGGCCAUCACCUCUGUCCCCAAGCCCCAGAGGGCUACAGGGGUUAGGGAGUGGGGGUAUCUGGAGGCCCUGGCUGGAGUGGAGGAGAGGAACCCUGCCCCCUCAAAGGCCAAGCACCCCCUAAUCCCACACACACACUAUCUGGGCGUUUCUGCCACUUGAACGGUUAACCUGAAGUCACUGCUCGCAGCCAAUCACAGAGCCCUGUAGAAAAUACCUGAGCAGCCCUGCCAGGCCCAUCCACUCAGCCUCAGUCUGUCCCCAGCAGCUCUCUGCUCGCAGCCACCGGACACCACCUCGUCCCAAACUGAGUGCAGGCCCUGCGCAUGGCUCACGGGGCCCAGCUCCGCUGGACACUGCUGCUCGGGGCACUGCUGGUGGUGCGGGCAGCAGCGACGCCCGCCCGCCUGCUGCCCAUGCUCACAUCGGGCAGUGGCACUCUGGACCAGGAGGCGCUGGGCGGCCUGUUAAAUACACUAGCGGCCCGUGUGCACUGCGCCUCUGGGCCGUGUGGAAAGUGUCUCUCCGUGGAGGAUGCCCUGGCCCUGGGUAGGGCCAGGUCACCAGGGCUCCCCUCAGAGUUGGUCCUGCACGCUAGGGACGCAGCCCGCCUCAGUGCAGCGGCUGCCCUCUACCUCAGCGACCCCCACGGCACCUGUGAGGACAUCCAGGCUGGCCACUGGGGCUCCCAUGCCGACCACCUCUUGGCCACACUUGAGGGCCCCACGGCCCUGGCCCUGGGCCUCAGCCAGCUGCUCAGGAAGAUCCAGGCCCAGGCGGGCACGGAGGACGCCACUGCGGAGGCCUGCGUGGAGGUGCCUCAGCUGCUGGAGGAGGCUGCGGUGGAAGGCCCUGGGGGCCCAGGCGCGGCCCUAGCCGCCCUCCUAGACCACGUCCAGAGCGGCGACUGCUUCCACGCCCUGCCCACCCCCCAGUACUUCGUGGACUUUGUGUUCCGGCACCACACCAGCGAGGCCCCCAACAUCACAAUGCCUGAGCUAGCCACCUUGAUGCAGAGCCUAGGAGUGGGUGGAGGGGAGGAGCUCCUGGAACUCCAGGACCACAGUGACCUCAGCGACCACGAUCACCGCCACCUGGACAGAGGGGCCUCAGGGAGAUGGAGCCACCAGGGCCUUGUGCCCCCUGCCACCCCCAACAGCAGCUUGAGUGUGUGGGACACGGUGUGCCUGAGCCCCAGGGACGUGAUGGCCGUGUACGGGCUGUCGGAGCAGGCCGGGGUGGCCCCAGAGGCCUGGGCCCGGCUCAGCCCUGCCCUCCUGCAGCAGCAGCUGAGUGGGGCCUGCAGCCCCCAGCACAGCCCCCAGACCCAGACCCAGCUCAGCCACAUGGAGACGUACCUAUACAGCUCCCUGGCCACACUGCUCAUCUGCCUGCUCCCCAUGCUGGGCCUGGCACUACUGCUCUGCGCCCGCCACCCUGCCACCACCCACUACACCAUCCAGACCCUUCUCAGCAUGGCAGUGGGAGCGCUCACCGGAGACGCCCUUCUGCACCUGAUGCCUCAGGUGCUGGGGCUGCAUGGCAUGGACCAUAGCCACGGGGGGGCUGCCCUCGGUUCCCAGCACACCUGGUGCCUCCUGGCCAUGCUUGGUGGCAUCUACGCCUUCUUCCUCUUUGAGAACCUCUUCAACCUGUUGCUGCCCCGGGACCCAGAGGAGGGCCACAGCCACAGCAUGUCCCUGCAGCUGAAGCCCCACCAGCGGUCUCAGGAGGGCUCGCGGGCAGACCUGGUGGCUGAGGGAAACCCUGACCUGCUCAGCCCUGUGCCCCGGAAACUCAACCCAGAACUGCGGCUCCUGCCCUAUAUGGUCACUCUGGGCGAUGGUGUACACAACUUCGCCGACGGGCUAGCCCUGGGCGCGGCCUUCUCGACCUCCUGGAAGACCGGCCUGGCCACCUCUCUGGCAGUCUUCUGUCACGAGCUGCCCCACGAGCUCGGGGACUUCGCAGCCCUGCUGCACGCCGGACUGUCGGUGCGGCGCGCGCUGCUGCUGAACCUGGUCUCAGCCCUGACCGCCUUCGUGGGCCUCUACGUGGCGCUGGCCACGGGCGUGGGCGAGCACAGCCACACCUGGAUCCUGGCCGUGGCCUCAGGCCUCUUCCUCUACGUGGGGCUCUGCGACAUGCUUCCUGCCAUGCUGCGAGAGCGCGACCCACGGCCCUGGCUCCUCUUCCUGCUGCACAACCUCGGCCUGCUGGGCGGCUGGGCAGUGCUGCUGCUGCUGUCCCUGUACGAGGACAGAAUCAUGCUGUGACCAGUCACCCCUACAGCCCGAGGCGAGUCGAGCCCCUGCCAGCUGCCGCCCAGCCUCAAUAAAGAAGCCUUGUUCCCAGCA
Echinops telfairi (small Madagascar hedgehog) is the source of this 2392-nucleotide messenger RNA. RefSeq names its product solute carrier family 39 member 4 (gene SLC39A4). Gene Ontology annotation, biological process: zinc ion import across plasma membrane; intracellular zinc ion homeostasis. NCBI's taxonomy places the organism in Eukaryota, Metazoa, Chordata, Mammalia, Afrosoricida, Tenrecidae. Gene Ontology annotation, molecular function: zinc ion transmembrane transporter activity. The transcript has 12 exons. The record is from RefSeq and is a predicted model, not a curated record. The coding region runs from base 362 to 2311 and encodes 649 amino acids. Gene Ontology annotation, cellular component: membrane.